Miniopterus natalensis is the source of this 1632-nucleotide messenger RNA. RefSeq names its product solute carrier family 22 member 8 (gene SLC22A8). Lineage: Eukaryota; Metazoa; Chordata; Mammalia; Chiroptera; Miniopteridae. Gene Ontology annotation, cellular component: membrane. Gene Ontology annotation, biological process: transmembrane transport. Gene Ontology annotation, molecular function: transmembrane transporter activity. The record is from RefSeq and is a predicted model, not a curated record.
AUGACCUUCUCCAAGCUCGUGGACAGCGUGAACAGCACGGGUCCCUUCCAGUUCUUCAUCAUGGUCCUGCUAGGCCUCCCGAUUCUCGGCAUGGCCAACCACAACCUGCUCCAGAUCUUCACAGCCUCCACCCCCUCCCACCACUGCCGCCCACCCCCCAACGCCUCCGCGGGGCUCUGGCUGCUCCCCGUGGGCCCGAACGGGAAGCCUGAGCCUUGCCUGCGCUUCGUAUACCCACCCAACGCCAGCCUGCUCAACGACACCCAGGGGGCCACCGAACCGUGCCUGGAUGGCUGGGCUUACAACAUCAGCACCAGGGACUCCAUUGUGACUGAGUGGGACCUUGUGUGCGACUCUAACAAGCUGAAGGAGAUGGCCCAGUCUGUGUUCAUGGCAGGCACGCUGAUCGGCGGGAUUGUGCUGGGGGGCCUGUCUGACAGGUUUGGCCGAAAGCCCAUCCUGUCCUGCAGCUACCUGCUGCUGGCCGCCAGCGGCUCAGGCGCAGCCUUCAGCCCCACCUUGGCCAUCUACAUGGUCUUGCGCUUCCUGUGUGGCUUCAGCAUAGCAGGUGUCACCCUGAGCACCGUGAUCCUGAAUGUUGAAUGGAUGUCCACCCAGCUGCGGGCCAUCAUGACGGUUGGGCUCGGCUACUUCUACACUUUUGGCCAGUUCAUUCUGCCCGGCCUGGCCUACAUCAUCCCCCAGUGGCGCUGGCUACAGUUAACCGUGUCCGUUCCCUUCUUCGCCUUCUUCCUGUUGUCCUGGUGGAUACCAGAGUCCAUACGCUGGAUGGUCCUGUCUGGAAAGUCCUUGAAGGCCCUGAAGAUCCUCCGGUGGGUGGCUGCCUUCAACGGCAAGAAGGAGGAGGGAGAAAAGCUCAGCCUGGAGGAGCUCAAACUCGACCUGCAGAAGGAGAUCUCUUUGGCCAAGGCCAAGUACAGCAUAGCUGACCUGUUCCGGACACCCAUCCUGCGCCGUGUGACCUUCUGCCUUUCCCUGGCCUGGUUUUCCACCGGCUUUGCCUACUACAGUUUGGCUAUGGGUGUGGAAGAGUUUGGAGUCAACCUCUACCUCCUCCAGGUCAUCUUCGGUGGGGUCGACAUCCCAGCCAAGUUCCUCACCAUCUUGUCCAUGAGCUAUCUGGGCCGGCACACCACCGAGGUUGCUGCCCUCCUCCUGGCAGGGGGGGCCAUCCUGGCUCUCAUCUUUGUGCCCUCAGACUUGCAGAUCCUGAGGACAGUGCUGGCUGUGUUCGGGAAGGGAUGCCUGUCCAGCUCCUUCAGCUGCCUCUUCCUCUAUACGAGCGAGCUAUACCCCACAGUCAUCCGGCAAACAGGUAUGGGCAUAAGUAACGUGUUGACUCGCAUGGGAAGCAUGACGGCCCCGCUGGUGAGAAUCACGGGGGAGUUGCAUCCCUUCAUCCCCAAUCUCAUUUUUGGAACCAUCACCCUCCUGGGAAGCGGUGCUUCGCUCUUCCUGCCUGAGACCCUCAAUCAACCCUUGCCAGAGACUAUCGAAGACGUGGAAAAAUGGUCUCCACGGACAAAGGAGCCAAAGCAGGAGCCAGAUGCAGAAAAAGAUGCCCAGGGGAUCCCUCUGCAGCCUUGUGGACCAGGCCUAGGCCCCAGCUGA